AUGGCUUUGGUUAUGGAACCUAUAAGUAAAUGGACACCAAAGCAAGUGUUGGAUUGGAUGAAAGGUCUGGAUGACUGCCUCCAGCAAUAUGUGAAGAGUUUCGAGCGGGAGCAAAUGGGCGGCGAGCAGCUUCUACAUAUCACCCAUCAGGAGCUGGAGGAGUUGGGGGUUACAAGGAUAGGACACCAGGAGCUCAUCCUAGAAGCAGUUGACCUCCUCUGUGCCCUGAAUUACGGCUUAGAAACAGAAAACCUCCGGACCCUGUCACACAAGCUCAACGCUUCAGCCAAGAACCUUCAGAACUUCAUCCUCGGUAGGCGGAGGGGAGGACACUAUGAUGGAAGAGCUUCCCGGAGGCUACCCAACGAUUUCCUCACAUCAGUGGUGGAUCUGAUUGGUGCGGCAAAAAACCUACUUGCCUGGCUCGACAGGUCUCCGUUUGCCAGCGUAACAGAGUAUUCAUUACUGAAGAACAAUAUCGUGCAGCUAUGCCUAGAAUUAACUACAAUUGUACAACAGGAUUGUACUGUAUAUGAGACAGAGAAUAAAAUUCUUCAUGUGUGUAAGACCUUAGCGGGGAUAUGCGACCACAUCAUCUCUCUGUCAUCAGAUUCACUGGUCUCUCAGUCAGCCCAUCUUGAGGUAGUCCACCUCACAAGCAUCAUGCCCAGUGAAGGCUUGGGGAUGUACAUAAAAUCAACAUAUGAUGGACUUCAUGUUAUUACCGGGACGACAGAGAAUUCUCCAGCAGAUCAGUGCAAAAAGAUUCAUGCAGGUGACGAAGUCAUCCAAGUCAACCAUCAGACAGUGGUGGGCUGGCAACUAAAGAACCUGGUCAAUGCUUUAAGAGAAGACCCAUGUGGAGUCAUCCUAACCCUGAAAAAAAGGCCACAGAACACCCUGAGUUCCACUCCGGCUCUGCUGAGGAAUGUGCGUUGGAAACCACUGGGCUUGCAGCCUGUCUCCACCAGCCCUACCAGCACCUCCCCUACACCCGGUGGUACUCUAGGCAUGUCCAAAAUGGAUGCGCAGGAUGUCUACAUCCUUUCUCCUGUUUCUGGACUCUACAGCCCUAGGGAGGAGUUGGGGUUGAUGUCAUGUGAUGACAUCACUCGGUACAGUGUGACCUCACAGUCUGGGUCGAAAGGGUCAGAGGCUGUCAGCUAUUACUUGGACCAGGAUAGUGGUCAGUACUUUUCUCUGUUGGAGGGGGACGGCCCACCAGGCUCUGAAUAUGACAGAGGCCGUAAUACGGGCGUGCGCAGGAGGGACAAGACCCCUACACAUGGUGACCUCAGACCUGUGUCCAUGCCUCCCGAAUAUAACUGGAUGGCCGAGGCCAAGGAACCCAGCAUGGGCAAGAGAGGGAGUCGAGAUUCGGACAAUUCCUUAUUACGUUACCUCAGUGAUGACAAAAUUCUGGUCAUUGAGGAGGAACCCGAAGGUCCGGGUCGAGAGAGCCGCAGAGACUCCACUAGACGAUCUCGGCGCAAGAGCCGCAAUCCCAGCAGCCCUAGCUUUCCUCUUAGUCCGUCUAUGCUGUCCUCCACACUGCGCUUAGAUCAGCCACCUGAUCCUUUGCCUCGAUGUGCGGACACACUGCGAGCUGACACAACAGACAGGUACUCUGGUUCUGGAAGCUCAGGAGCAGCCUCCAUGAAGAAAUCUUUCCAUUACACCUCACUAAGAACAAAAACCAAAAAGCGAAGUAAAGGUUCGCUAACUAGCGCCAGUCGACGGAGAAUUUCCUGUAAGGAUCUCGGCCAUGGUGACUGUGAAGGCUGGUUGUGGAAAAAGAAGGAUGCUAAAGGAUACUUUACACAGAAAUGGCGGAAGUACUGGUUUAUCCUGAAAGAAUCCUGCCUCUAUUGGUACACCAAUCAGAAUGACGAGAAGGCUGAGGGCUUCAUCAGCCUCCCUGAGUUCAGAAUAGACCGAGCCAUAGAGUGCAGACGGAAAUUUGCCUUCAAAGCCUGCCAUCCCAAAAUCAAGAGCUUUUUCUUUGCCACAGACUGUCUUGAGGAAAUGAAUAGGUGGAUGAACCGGCUUGGUUUGGCUGCUAUCGGCUACACACCGGAUGACAAAGUGCCACGUCCAGACGAAGAUUACUGGAGUGAGAGUGAUCAAGAUGAGGUUGAUGGCUCCAUGACACUCAAACAAGAAGGACCAUCAUCGCUCUGUGAUACUUACCAUCGCACACCAUCAGUGAAUUCCUCGAGUCCCUUCCCAGAACCAAAGCAUGGGCGGCAUUUUUCCAGCGAGUCUACCCACUCCCACUCGUCUGCUGAAGACCAACGUGGAGAGGGACUGGGCAUGGGCACAGGAACAGGCAGCACCAGUACCCACUCCUCAGGCUGCCGGUCUUCACAUCGUGAGCGACGUUCCUGGCAGGACCUCAUCGAGACCCCCCUAACCAGCGCAGGGCUGCAUUUUCUCCAGACAGCACCGGGGGAAAGCGAUUAUGGUGGCCUAAUGGGGAGCAUGGCUGGUGAGAUGGGGCUCUAUGCAGGACUGGGAAGACAGGGCAUGUCCCCGGAAAGACGCAGGCAGGCUACGCUGCCGGUACGGAGACAUCACGCCGCAGACAGAGACAGGGAUCGGGAUGGGCCUUUUCCCCUGGAGCGUGGUCCACACACACACAGCUACACACACCGACGCUCGCAUAAGCAGCGCAGUCAGAGUCUCCCCAGGAAUAGGGACCCAUUUGGAGGAAAGCUGAUACACUCAUCACCUCACAUGGAGGAGAGGAGUGAAGAAGACGAGGAGGCAGAGAGACAGGCUGCAGAUAUACUCGAGGGUGAGGAGGACCUGCGAGAAUUGAGAGUUGACAGCAGAGAGAGGAGGGUCUCAGAGGGAAGGGAGCGACGGGUGUCAGACGGACGUGAACCUGAGCCACUGGAUGGACUUGAACAACUGUACCGGGCCCUCGAACAAGCCAAUGUCACAGCGCUAGGUGACCCGAGACCCUGUAGCAGGCAGGAACUUAGACGAGGUUUCAACCACAGAGUCAGGGACCCCCUUCUGAAUGACAGACUGCACCGUGUCCGAGCACUACGCAGCACCUUGAAGGCCAAAGAGUCUGAGCUGGCGGUCAUCUGCACCCUCCUGGAGGACCCUGGCCUGUGCUCCCAGACCUUCAGGGAAUGGAAACAGUGGCACAGUGAGCUCUAUUCCGACAUCUGUCAGCUCAGCACCGGCACCAACGGCCAGGACGAUCUUUCCCCACUCAGCGCUCCCAUCAUGACACACACACACUCCUUUAUUGAGACCCAUGUGUGA
Molecule: messenger RNA, 3279 nt
Organism: Nerophis lumbriciformis (worm pipefish)
Lineage: Eukaryota; Metazoa; Chordata; Actinopteri; Syngnathiformes; Syngnathidae
Source: RefSeq, a predicted model, not a curated record